Monopterus albus (swamp eel) is the source of this 758-nucleotide messenger RNA. RefSeq names its product Sin3A-associated protein (gene sap18). Gene Ontology annotation, biological process: negative regulation of DNA-templated transcription. NCBI's taxonomy places the organism in Eukaryota, Metazoa, Chordata, Actinopteri, Synbranchiformes, Synbranchidae. Gene Ontology annotation, molecular function: transcription corepressor activity; transcription factor binding. The transcript is spliced from 4 exons. Gene Ontology annotation, cellular component: nucleus. Bases 163 to 624 code for a protein of 153 amino acids. The record is from RefSeq and is a predicted model, not a curated record.
GAACAGUAGUGGGCGAUAAAGCCGCGCUGAUUUCCAAAAGCCACGAAGGGAUAACCGGAAGCGGAAAUUGUCUUACUUUCUGUGUCGUUGAUUGAUGUAGGUAAAAUAUCCAAGGUUUUUAAGUCUCUACUAAGUGUAUUAUUAUAUCAGUGAGACAUAGAAAUGGCUCUUGAAUCGCGGAUUACACAGGAAGAAAUCAAGAAGGAACCAGAGAAGCCCAUUGACCGAGAAAAGACUUGCCCUCUCCUGCUGCGAGUGUUCACCACCAAUAGUGGCCGACACCACAGAGUAGAUGAAUUUGCCCGCGGCAACGUUCCUUCCAGUGAACUGCAGAUAUACACAUGGAUGGAUGCUACUCUGAAGGAGCUGACUAGCCUAGUGAAGGAAGUGUAUCCAGAAGCCAGAAAAAAGGGAACCCAUUUCAGCUUUGCCAUUGUCUACCCUGACCCUAGAGGGAAAGUGUACAGGUUGAAAGACAUCGGCAGCACUGUAUCUGGCAGGAAGGGUGCAGAUGAUUCCAUGACGUUGCAGUCUCAACGCUUCCAGAUCGGAGACUAUUUGGACAUAGCUAUUACGCCACCCAACAGAGCCCCACCCCUUAGCGCCCGCAUGAGGCCAUUCUAAACAUUCACACAUAAACUGACAUAAAUACAUUACCUAACAUACCUAAUUUAGUUUUUCUUUUACAUUGUAUUUGAUGCUCAUCACCUCAUUUUAUAAAACAUGAUAUGUAAUAAAGUUGUCAUUUUUUUCCAAGG